AUGUCAGUCUCCCGCGCCAACCGACGCAUCCCGUCGUAUCAACCGUACCAGUGCCAUGUCUGCCAAAGUCGCUUUACCCGACAUGAGAACCUCAAGCGACAUGCUAAGCUCCAUUCCCGUUCACAGGAGGAGGCCUCGCUACCCUGUGACUUUUGCCAGACGACGUUCUCACGUCCCGAUCUACGACACCGACAUAUGAAGCGAAAGCAUCCUGAGUAUGAGCAGAGGCGCGCAACGAAAAGGUCCCUGCGUGAGUCUUCAGUACCUAAACCAGGGAGUGACGCACGGAGACCGCAACGACAUGAUGUCUACCUGUCGUCUGAAUCGUCGCCAGACAGUCAAGAUGGCUUUCACCUGCAGAACUCGGGCGAUGAGUGCGAGCUGGAGGUGGAUAGUGGAAUUUGGAACACGCCGUUGCCGCAUACGCAACAUCCACUCUUCCAUGGCCAUGAUGCAGAAAGCUCAACUAGCGGACCAGCCACAGCUGAAGUACAUAGGGACCAUGUUGUAACAGGCCCAUCCGUACAAGGGUCAUCGAUGAGUGAGUCAGACUGUGUGGGCCGAAUGGUGCAAGAUGCAAUAGAACUAGAACGGAGCCUGCUGCUGGGAACGCCGUUUCUCAAGCCGACCUACGAACUUGACGACCCAUUACAAACUGCCAUUAUACCACAGUCUACCUCAUUUGACACAAAUCUCCCCGGCGCCCAAUUUAGCCAAGGAAGCCCUGACACAUUCCCAUCGAAUUACCAGGUCGAUUGGUUCCCAUCGCACACGCAAAUUACACGCGGCUGUGACCUUAUCAUUUCCCUCGGCUACCAACACGGCGAGGACCCAGAGUCUGGCGACCAAGCCGGCUCAGGCGCAAGCCUAUCCAUCCGGUGCUUCCACCAGGCUCGCGCUCUCACAGCCGCUGAGGAAAGCAGAACCGACAGCCCAAGGCAUAAUACUACCCUCAUCCAAUCAUAUCUACUCCUCCAAAUAUGCGCGAUGAUGUACCUCUGCGGGGACGACUCAUCAUCCGGCCUCAAGAUGCAUUCCAACAUGAUUUCACUCGCGCGAGCAGGAGGCCUCAUGCAGCCCAUGGCGACUGAAACCUCAGCGACCGAAGAUCUAGAGGCACUAUGGUAUGAAUUCAUCAAAGCCGAGUCGCACAAGCGAACGUCCUUCGCCGUGCACCAGAUCGACGCACUCUGGUACCAAUUCCUAUCCAUCCCGCGAUCCAUCUCGCACUUAGAAGUCAAACACGACCUCCCCUGCCCGGAAGCGCAAUGGACCGCACCCUCCGCCGCCGAAUGGGCCCACCGACAUCUCGUCGCUAGAAACCCCGGCCCCGCUGUACCAUACCCAGACGCAGUCCGCCGGUUCCUGUCUUCCGACGCGUGUCCCGAUUCCAUCCCCACAUUCGACCCCUACGGGGCCAUCAACAUCGCCCAGUUCCUCAUCUCCAGCGCCCGCGAGGUCUCCGGCUGGUCCACCAUGACCGGCAUGCUCAGCAUGGACCGACUGGACGCCUUACGAGCGUCGCUAAUCGCCCUGGGCCCCUUCAUCCGUCCGCAGCCCGAGACCGCGAAGGCAAUGCACGCCAUCGCAACAUGGGAGACCGCCAUGAUCGAGCUGCAUCUGUGGUCGCCGGCGCAUACGGGCGGCAUUGUGGCUGCCAGUCUGGAUGCCGUGGUGAGUCAAUCGACGUCUCUCGCGCCUUCGUAUGAGUUCCUGUGGGAGGCCGACACGGCCAAGGCGAUCCAGCCGCACGUGGACUGGUUCCUACGCUAUUUGGACACGACGCGCGAGCCCGAUAUGGAGGCGCCGUGGGUGGCGGUGUAUGCGUACAAGGCGUUUUUGAUUGCCUGGCAGCUUGUGCGCGGCGGUCUCCCGAAUGCGAUGCACGUUGCUGGGAUCGCGGAUGGGGAUGUGGAGGGGGCGCUGGAGUGGGCGAGGAAGGUCUUUCGGCGCAGAGAGAGGUGGCAGCUGGGUAGGCUUAUAUUGUCUUGCUUGGAUGGGUUGGGGAGUUGA
Messenger RNA from Aspergillus bombycis, 2013 nucleotides. RefSeq lists its product as uncharacterized. Gene Ontology annotation, biological process: DNA-templated transcription; regulation of transcription by RNA polymerase II. Gene Ontology annotation, molecular function: RNA polymerase II cis-regulatory region sequence-specific DNA binding; DNA-binding transcription factor activity, RNA polymerase II-specific; zinc ion binding. Gene Ontology annotation, cellular component: chromatin. The transcript is spliced from 2 exons. Bases 1 to 2013 code for a protein of 670 amino acids. The record is from RefSeq and is a predicted model, not a curated record. NCBI's taxonomy places the organism in Eukaryota, Fungi, Ascomycota, Eurotiomycetes, Eurotiales, Aspergillaceae.